Messenger RNA from Athene cunicularia (burrowing owl), 1658 nucleotides. It is a transcript of the gene FH, whose product is annotated as fumarate hydratase. Gene Ontology annotation, biological process: fumarate metabolic process; malate metabolic process; tricarboxylic acid cycle. Bases 1 to 1590 code for a protein of 529 amino acids. The record is from RefSeq and is a predicted model, not a curated record. Lineage: Eukaryota; Metazoa; Chordata; Aves; Strigiformes; Strigidae. The transcript has 10 exons. Gene Ontology annotation, molecular function: fumarate hydratase activity. Gene Ontology annotation, cellular component: mitochondrion; tricarboxylic acid cycle heteromeric enzyme complex.
AUGCAGAGCAUCUCCAUCUGGCUGGGAACACUGCUCGGGACAGUAAAAAGGCCGGAACACCCCCCCACCACACACCCCCACCUGCAGCUUGCCAUCCAUGGUGAUGCGGGCCUGGGCAGGCUGCUGCAGAAAGUCAGUUCUGCCCGGUACCUGGCUGUGCUCCUGUCCGAGAAGACUGAGACCCACCAAUCCACUCAAGAGGCCUUUAGAAUAGAAUAUGAUACAUUUGGUGAACUGAAGGUCCCAAGUGACAAAUAUUACGGUGCCCAGACCGUGAGAUCUACAAUGAACUUCAAGAUUGGAGGUGUUUCAGAAAGAAUGCCAGUUCAAGUUAUAAGGGCUUUUGGCAUCUUGAAGAGAGCAGCUGCUGAAGUAAAUCAAGAUUAUGGUCUUGACCCAAAGAUUGCUAAUGCUAUUGUAAAGGCGGCAAAUGAGGUAGCGGAAGGAAAAUUAAAUGAUCACUUUCCUUUGGUGGUGUGGCAGACUGGUUCUGGAACUCAAACCAAUAUGAAUGUCAAUGAAGUCAUCAGCAAUAGAGCCAUUGAGAUAAUGGGGGGCAAACUGGGGAGCAAAACCCCAGUACAUCCAAAUGAUCAUGUUAACAAAAGCCAGAGUUCAAAUGAUACUUUCCCAACAGCAAUGCAUAUUGCUGCUGCCCAGGAGGUUAAUGAGGUAUUGUUACCUGGACUAAAGAAGCUACAGAAUGCACUUGAAGCAAAAUCCAAAGAGUUUUCCCAAAUCAUAAAAAUAGGGCGCACUCAUACACAAGAUGCUGUUCCUCUUACGCUUGGACAGGAAUUUAGUGGCUAUGUGCAACAAAUUAAAUACGGUGUGGCUAGGAUUGAGUCAACCAUGCCAAGAGUGUAUCAGCUGGCAGCUGGCGGGACUGCAGUUGGUACAGGAUUAAACACAAGAAUUGGUUUUGCUGAGAAAGUUGCUGCUAAAGUGGCUGAACUGACAGGUUUGCCUUUUGUCACUGCUCCAAAUAAGUUUGAAGCUCUUGCAGCUCAUGAUGCUCUAGUGGAACUCAGUGGAGCUAUGAACACAGUGGCAUGUAGUCUGAUGAAAAUAGCUAAUGAUAUCCGUUUCCUGGGUUCUGGACCACGCUCUGGACUAGGAGAACUCAUCCUGCCUGAAAAUGAACCAGGAAGCAGCAUCAUGCCAGGAAAAGUGAACCCUACCCAGUGUGAGGCUGUAACCAUGGUGGCAGCCCAAGUUAUGGGAAAUCAUGUUGCUGUCACUGUAGGAGGUAGCAAUGGACACUUUGAACUGAAUGUUUUUAAGCCCAUGAUGAUUAAAAAUGUUUUAAACUCUGCAAGACUUCUUGGAGAUGUUUGUAGUUCUUUCACUGACAACUGUGUAGUUGGAAUUCAGGCCAAUAUGGACAGGAUCAACAAACUAAUGAGUGAAUCUUUGAUGUUGGUAACAGCACUGAACCCACAUAUCGGAUACGAUAAAGCAGCCAAGAUUGCCAAAACUGCACACAAAGAAGGGACGACAUUAAAAGAAGCUGCUAUAAAGCUGGGCUUCCUGACGUCAGAGCAGUUUGAUCAGUGGGUGAAGCCUAAAGAUAUGUUAGGUCCUCAGUAACUUCUGUACAAAACCAAAGUGUUCUUAACAUAAAAAAUAAAUAAAACGGAUACGGUACGCUUUUGUUU